CCUCCUUUGAGCCAAUUCCAGAUGUCUCCUCCAAGACCUUAAAGGACCUCUCCGGCUCCUCAUCUCCAUUUCUGGGAGGGAGGGAAGGGGGGGCGCCUCCCCUUGCAGCAGAGGGUCUGUCUUCAGGGCCUUUCGCAAGGCCAUGGGCCCACCCCCCGCCUCCCCUUCCCCUCCUUUCCCCCCGAAGCCGGCGUUGUUUUUGUGAAGGAGAAGAAGAUGGGAAGGCCGGCAGCAUUUUGCCCUUCAGCCGCAUCUGGACGAAGUGGUGAGGGAAGGAAGCCGGUGCUCGCUGCCUAGCUGCAAGCCAACCUUUUGUUUGCACCUCCCUCUUCGGCAUUGCACUCACCAAGGCUGAGCCCCCCGCGGCGGAUCCGAGGCCGGCCCCGCUCCGCCGCCGCCGCUUAUGCAACACAUCAUCGAGAACCACCCGGACAUGGCCACGGCGCUGCUGGCGGGCGAGAAACUCAAGGAGCUGAUCCUGCCGGGCGCGCAGGACGACAAGGCGGGCGGCUCCCUGGCCGCGCUGCUCCUCCAGCUCAAACUCGAGCUGCCCUUCGACCGCGUGGUCACCAUCGGCACCGUCCUCAUCCCCAUCCUCCUCGUCACCCUCGUCUUCACCAAGAACUUCGCCGAGGAGCCCAUAUACUGUUACACACCCCACAACUUCACGCGUGACCAAGCCUUGUAUGCCCGAGGAUACUGUUGGACAGAACUAAGAGAUGCCUUGCCAGGAGUCAAUGCCAGCCAUUGGCCCUCCUUGUUUGAGCAUAAGUUCCUUCCAUAUGCCUUGCUGGCUUUCGCUGGCAUUAUGUACAUUCCAGCACUUGGCUGGGAAUUCCUGGCCUCCACCAGACUGACGUCUGAACUUAACUUUUUGCUCCAGGAGAUAGAUAACUGCUACCACCGAGCUGCAGAAGGUCGUGCACCCAAAAUUGAAAAACAAAUCCAAUCCAAGGGCCCUGGGAUUACAGAGCGAGAGAAACGAGAGAUCAUCGAGAAUGCUGAGAAAGAAAAGAGUCCGGAGCAAAAUCUGUUUGAAAAAUACCUGGAACGGAGAGGGCGCAGUAACUUCUUAGCCAAACUUUAUCUUGUGAGACACUUGUUCAUCAUCUUCCUGAGCAUUAUCCCAAUCACUUAUUUGUCCACGUACUAUGCUACCCAGAAACAAAAUGAGUUUACUUGUGCUCUCGGACAACCUCCCGACAAAACAAGCCAUUCCAAAUUACUCAUCCGGGUGAACUGCAAACUGCCAUCUGUUCAACUACAACGGAUCAUUGCUGGUGUAGACAUUGUCCUCCUCUCCUUCAUGAACUUGAUUAUUCUCAUCAAUCUAAUCCAUCUUUUCAUCGUCCGCAAAUCCAAUUUCAUCUUUGACAAACUGAACAAGGUGGGCAUAAAGACUAAAAAGCAGUGGCAGAAGUCUCAGUUCUGUGACAUCAAUAUCCUAGCGAUGUUUUGCAAUGAAAAUCGAGACCACAUCAAGUCACUGAACCGCUUGGAUUUCAUUACCAAUGAAAGUGAUCUGAUGUAUGACAAUGUGGUGCGCCAGCUGCUUGCAGCAUUAGCCCAAUCCAAUCACGAUGUCACCCCAACCGUACGCGAUUCUGGGAUACAAACCAUAGAUCCCAGCAUUGAUCCCACAGACAUCGACCCUAAUGAGCACCUGGUCAUUAAGCGGCCCCGGAAGAAAAUGAAAUGGAUACCAAGUACAAAUCCUCUUCCACAACCAUUUAAAGAGCAGUUAACGAUUAUGAAAGUUGAGAACAACAAGUCUGAGAAGCCCAAACCAGUGCGUCGGAAAACCGCAACAGACAGUCUGGUUGCUCCUUUGCUUGAGUCCAACUCAAAAAACCCUCAGACAUCUUUGUCCCAAAAAACUGUAUCCAGCACCCUCUCCAGCACAAGUGGUGAGAAAAAGCACACCCGGCACUUUUCAUUAGAUGUUCACCCAUAUAUCCUUAGUAACAAGAAACCCAAGCCGGAGAUUCAACCGAUUACCUCUAUGGCAACAUCCAAAAGCCAAGGGAGUGGAUUUCUAAGCCAAGAAGAGAAAGUCAUAGUGCACGUCACCUCCUCUCUCAAAGACUCUUCCAUUCCUGGCAAAGAUACCCUUUACUCACAUGAAACAUGCAGAACUGUGCCUGCUGCUGCGGCUUUCCUCACCUGUAAACACAACCAUAUAGCAACUGCUGGUGUUACAGCAAAGGUCAUUUUGCCCCAGGUCAGCAAGGCUGAGCCAAUGCCCACCCUGAACUGUAACCCAACGCACCCUCUUCUGCAUAUCAAUACUCUGUAUGAAGACCACGAAGAAGAGGAGUCGGACCUUAUAGCUGAUUCGUUAGACAAUGCAAUUCACUCACCAACCGAAGCAGGGGAUAUCAUCUCUAUACCUUCCACGAAGCAAAUCAUGUUGGCAACUUUCGAUGAACCAUUGGCAAUAGUGAACUCUAUAGAGUAUUGAUGGCCACAAGCUGAUGCUGAUCAAAGCUUGAGCCUGACACCUCACCACCUAGUACCACUGUAAUGUGAACCAUGCUGCCCCAGAAAUGCCACACACUGCAUGAGCCUGGAGUGCUGAAACACAGUCCAUAGGUUUCACUAAUACUCCAAAUCGGUUGUUCAGGGUAGUGUCAUGUCUGCUAUCAAUAGCUUGCAGAAUAUAAUGAUAACAAUAAGAAUGCCAGCCAAAUUAUUCUAUGCUUGGAGUUACCAAGAAACAAAGCACAAAGACAUUUAGCUGUAGCUUCAUAAAUUCAGUGUGGAUUACUCCAACUAUCCAAAUAUCUAAAGCGUUUAAGUGCAUGUCACACAGUGUUUCUUAAACAAAGCACUUCUAGCCUUGGUGGUCCAGCUCACAAUAUAAAGUAAUGAAGCACAUGAACAUGUACAAUAUUUAUUCUUCCAUUUUCAAGAAAGCAUAAAAUUGUGUUUUGUUUCUAAAGUUUAAAAAAGAUUGGGGUUUCAAAAAAGAAAACAAUAAAGACUAAAAUCCAAUUGUUGGCCCUAGCUAGAGUUUACUCAUUGAAUCCAUUGGAAAUAUUAUGUCAGCACUUACAUAAAUGUCAUGGAUUCAAUAGGCCUUUUCUAUCUGGGGUUGGUAGCAACCUCACCCCACAAGGGGCUGGAGAGAAGUAGGGAGAGUCAUCUUAUCACUUCUAUUCAUUUUAAAGGUGGAAUCCCAUGGAGCCUGUCAAAUGAUGCAGGGAUGCUUCUGGUUGAUUUCGUGUUUGAAGUGUAUAGAAAAGAAGACUUGUGAAGCCAGGGAAGAAUCGGCUUCACUGCUCUCCAUGCACAUAGAAAUGGCUGAAACUCAGUAUUUAAGGUGGAAAGGAGAUGUUGGAUUUUAAUGUGGAAUGGGAACUGUUGUUAAAUUAAAGGCCACUGAAU
Anolis sagrei ordinatus is the source of this 3387-nucleotide messenger RNA. RefSeq names its product pannexin 2 (gene PANX2). Gene Ontology annotation, biological process: positive regulation of interleukin-1 production; cell-cell signaling; monoatomic cation transport. Gene Ontology annotation, cellular component: plasma membrane. Lineage: Eukaryota; Metazoa; Chordata; Lepidosauria; Squamata; Anolidae. Gene Ontology annotation, molecular function: wide pore channel activity. The record is from RefSeq and is a predicted model, not a curated record.